UUCCCAUAUUAAAAAAGAAAGAUUUUUUAUCUUGUUUUUUCCGUAACAGGAUAUGUUAAAUUUUGGGUUAUAAAAGGACCAUAUCGCAUCGUUAUUGAUGGUGUUCUUAUUUUUUUUUUUUUAAUUUUGUAAAUGACUGUCGUUUUCGGGCUCAAAAAUCUGCUCUUUACUACAUUCGCUUAGUGGGUUUGAUUCAACUUGAAGUACGGACCCUGAAUCUCCUCCCCUUCGUAGAAAGAAAGGCAUUUCCAUUUCUUGAAUCGUGCUUAAAGCAGUUUGGAAAUCUUAGAGUUCUCUGCAAGUUUUCAUUUUUAAGUUCAGUUUUUUUUUUUUGUUUUUUUUUUCUGGGUUUUCUUCAACAGGUGCUUCCUCAUCUUCCCUGUAAUCAGAUUAGGACCAUUCAACCAGAAAAAAGCAGAUUUUCCGGUGAUCGGAAAAAUUGGAUUAAGAGGAAAGAGUUGUUGUCGUCUUUAAAGGGAUUGGAUUUGUUGGGAAAAUUUUGACGGAUUCUCAGGGUUCAUAAUAUCUCGGGAAUUUGGGUUUCUACAAUCUCAGUUUUUAUAGGGAUUUCAUUCGACUCAGACCUUAAAAGAGUUACUUUUAUUUUCCCUAUUUUCAGGAACUUUGCUGAUUAUCCCUUUACAAUUCGCUGUCCAAAAUAACAAAAAAUAGAAAUCGCGUGGACCGAUUUCUUCUCAUCUCAUCACCUUUAUAUAUAGCUCUCCAAAGAUCAAUAUAUAGAAAUCCUCUUUUUUUUUUUCUUAAUCUUCUCUCUACCUCUGCUUCGUGGGUGGGGGGAGGAGGUGGGUGCUGGGAAAUCUCUUUCUUCUUCUUCUUCUUCUUCUCUCUCUCUCUCUCUCUCUCUCUCUCUGUCUCUCUCUCUCUCUCACACACACACACACAAUGAUUUUUGAAAGAGGGCCAACUCAAUCGAACCUCGAAUGCUUUCUAGAAUGUACAACUCCAAUCGUCCGGUCACAAUUUCUACCGAAGACGGCCAUGAAAACCCUUAAUAAGCUUUGGCAUCCUUGGGAAAGAGACACAGUUGAGUAUUUCACAUUGGAAGAUCUCUGGAGUUGUUAUGGUGAAUGGAGCGCUUAUGGUGCAGGAACUCCAAUAAUUUUGAACAAUGAAGAAACUGUUGUUCAAUAUUAUGUUCCUUAUCUCUCUGCAAUUCAGAUUUUCACAAGCAAUGCAACCUUAACCCGGUUCCGGGAAGAGUCUGAAGCAGGGGAUUGUGAAACUAGGUGUUCUUUCAGUGACUCUUGCAGUGAUGAAAGUGAGAGUGAGAAGAUGUGGAGAUGGGAUGGAAAUUCCUCUGAGGAAUGUGGUUUUGAGAGAGAAACCCUUUGGCAUCUUAAUGAUCGGUUGGGUUAUCUUUACUUUCAGUACUUUGAACGAUCUGCUCCUUAUGGAAGAGUUCCUCUCAUGGAUAAGAUCAAUGGAUUGGCAAGAAGAUAUCCUGGACUAAUGACUUUGAGGAGUGUUGAUCUUUCCCCAGCCAGUUGGAUGGCAGUUGCUUGGUACCCAAUCUAUCACAUUCCCACUGGAAGAACCGUGAAGGAUCUGUCCGCAUGUUUCCUCACCUACCACACUCUUUCAUCUUCCUUCCAAGAUAUGGAACCAGAAGAAGAGAUGGGAAGCUCCAAAAGAAAGCGAAAGGAAAGGGAAGGCAUUGCUCUCCCUCCCUUUGGGCUAGCCACUUAUAAGAUGCAAGGCAAUGUGUGGGUCUCAAGCAGUGAGGCUGAGGCUGAGGCUGAGGCUGGUGGUGGUGGUGGAGGAAGUGGUCGGGACCAAGAGAGGUUGAUGUCAAUGUUGAGUGCUGCAGAUUCGUGGCUAAAGCAGCUAAGAGUGCAACACCAUGACUUCAGCUAUUUCACAAGGAAUCGCCAUGGAUGAACCGAUCAAGUAUAUAUAUAUGUCAAUUAACAUCACCAACAAAGCCUUUUCCCUUUCUGGUUCAAACUACUCCGACCCCAACUUUUAACUUUACUAAGGAAAAUACAAAACAAAACAAAAUGGACGACUACUCUGCGGUUGAUUUGCUUUUUGAUGGCUGUUGAUUCUCGUCUUUUUUGGAGUUAUGGGAUCCACUUUGGGCCCCACUUCGGCUGUGAUUUGAUUGGAGGGUAUAUUCUAAUUGGGUGGUCUCUUUUCCUCUUUUUUUAGUGUUUGGUCUUUGAGGGCAUAUGUUCUUACUUUUCCCCAAGAUUGUGAGUUGAUUUGAGUAGAUUUGAGGUUGAGAGAGAGAGAGAGAGAGGCCUAUGGGGCUCCCUAAGAUGUUCUUAAUUGGUGAAGCCUAUGGAAAAAGACAGAGAUGCCUUCUUGGUUCAAGAGAAGAAAGGGAAUUUCAUUCCCUACUACAUGAAUAUGACUCUUGCAUUUGUGUAUCAA
This is a messenger RNA of Macadamia integrifolia, 2394 nucleotides long. RefSeq lists its product as uncharacterized. The transcript is spliced from 6 exons. Lineage: Eukaryota; Viridiplantae; Streptophyta; Magnoliopsida; Proteales; Proteaceae. The record is from RefSeq and is a predicted model, not a curated record. The coding region runs from base 904 to 1899 and encodes 331 amino acids.